AUGAAUAAUUUAGGAGCUGCGGAUUACGACAACUCGUCGGAGGACUCUGAUGACGAAGGUUCUUGUAAAGUGACAGAUUCUUCCCUCACCGUCGCUGAUGGGUCGCCUGUCUGCACCCUUACUUUGAAAGUGCCUCGACGUACACAUCCUAUUUUCCACAGCCUUGCGGAGUAUCUGUGCUCCACUCGACGUGUCAAUCCGAUGAUAUUCGUGCCCGGAGGCGAUGGUUACCUCGGAUCCGUUUCCAUUUUCAAUAAUCGUUCUGCUUUUACAUGCUCCUGGGUUUCCCACAGAUCAGGAUAUCGGAUGACGAAUUUGCCAGACGUUGGUACAGUCAUAGUUUUCCAACAAUCGUCCACCCUGGGUCCUAUGGUGAACUUCUCCCGUCCAAACCAUAAGUGCGUAACAGUGUUCACGCCUGAUGAUAAAGUUCACAAGAUCACUGGCCCUGCAAUCCUUCGACCCAAAGAUCCAGACAACCCUGUUUUAAAGUUGCCUCUCUCGGUCAAGUAUCCUACCACUGUAUCCCUCGAUGACUUCAUCGGUAUUCUAAAAACCAUUCGCGAUUGCAUGCCGGUCGAUGAGAAUGCAAAAUCAGUUUGGGACGAGGAAAGAUUUCCUACAGCGAAGGAAACCGCACAAACAACCAUCGAUAGUGGAAUCGUAUCAGAUCAUGACUUUUCGGACAUCAUCAAGUCUGGUGUUGUUGCUAGCUCUGCUGGCAAUGUGAUUGCUGAUUCUAAAGCUCCCAGCAAAGAAACUGAUGACCGCGAAUAUCCGGCAACACCUACUGGUAUCACAGCUCUGGGAAGUAAUGAGACGGAGUCUCAUGCCAAUGCCUCCACAAACACUGCAACAAUCGUACCACCUGCCUCUCUAGAUGCAACGGCAGCUGCAGCUCUCACUCUAAAAAUGAAAGAGGAACGCAAGAAAGAAAGGGAAAAAAGAAAAGAGGAAGAGCUGAUGAAAAAGUAUAUGGCAGAACAAGAAGCAAAGCAAAAGAUAGGGGAAGGUGGAUACAAGUUCGUCUACCGCGGGUACGACAGAGAAGAGGCGCGAACAGUUGCAUGGUGUGAGUUUAAGCAUGAACACGUCGAUACCAAAGAAAAACGUCAAAUUAUGUUCCGCGAAACAGAAAUUAUGUUGAAGAUGAACCACCCCCAUAUUGUUCGGUGCUUUGAUGUAUUUCGUGAAUGGACAAACGAGGAGACGGCAGAGAAUCCACUGGAGGAGAAGGGGCUUGUAAUCAUACAGGAGUUAAUGUCUGAGGGCACCCUUAGACAGGUGAUCCGCAAGAACUACCUUGACGGGCAGUGUAUCUUGAAGUUUCAACUUCUGACACACUGGUGGCAUCAAAUUGUCGACGCCUUGAGAUACAUGCACCAUAGGCUGGAGACACCCAUAAUUCACCGAGACUUGAAAUCGGAUAACUGUUUUCUUUAUGGUGACUCUGAUGAGGAGUAUCUGAACGUGAAAGUAGGCGAUUUCGGUCUUGCAACGCAAGUGGGUAGCAGUGGCCGUAAAACAAUGCUGGGUACUGUUGGUUUCAUGGCGCCAGAAAUUUUCGAUGAAAUGUACGAUGAGAAAGUCGAUAUUUAUGCCUUUGGAAUGCUAAUGCUCGAGGUAAUGACAAAUCGGACACCCUACGAUGAGUGCGCCACGCUUUUUGAUGCUGCGGCCAAAACGAUGUCUGGUCAUGGGCCGGAGAUUAUGCAGUUAAUCACCAACUCGAAUCUCUCCGUCCUCAUAUCGGCCUGCAUUCAUCCUCUGGCUUGCUUCAGGCCAACUGCUGAGGAGCUUUACUGUCAUCCCCUAUUCCAGACAAACGUGGUCAAAACUGCAGCAAGUUCGCUUCAGCCGAAAACGAUACCUGUUGAGGUUGAACCAAAUUACGAAACGGGAGCAGAUCGCAAGGAGGUUCUUGAACGUUUUGUGCGCUCUUUGGCGAAUCCGGACACUCGAAAUCCCAGAUUUAACCUACGUCUGCGAUUUCGAGACCGCAAAAUGCUUCAAGAACUGGGUCUGGAUGAGGGGGAAUCACUGGAAUUCGACCUGGACAUUUACAAAGCUGAGGAUCAAGACAUUCCUGAUCUUAUCACCAGUCUUCGUCGCGACUACGAGGACAAAUUGUCCAGAGCGUUCGCCAAUCCAAAAGUUCCUGACCGAAAAAUAGUGUCGAAUCAUUUGGAUCGGCUCUUUAACAGCAUUCGUAUGCAGAUGCAGUUUUUGGUCAAGUGCCUUUUGGGCAGACGUUGGAAGGACAUUUUGGACUCUCUUGCAACCAAAGAAAAACCACCUAAGGAGAAGCCAGUGGCUCAAGAGGGCCAAGAGGGCAAGUCGGAAGAUGUCGCAGCCGGCUCUGAAGAAGAGCCUGAUAAUAACAUUGCUGGUUGCAGCAACUUCGAGAUAAUUGCAAAAUGCAAGUCCAAGUGGUUAAAGGCAAAGCGUAUGUUGGAUCGUGAGAUUCAGGCCUAUCGGAAGGCAGCUGCACUUGCGGAGUCUAGUCGUGGUGCUCUCCAAAUUGGUGGAUCGACAGAUAAAUUGCAGGAGCAACAAUCACAACAACAACAACAACAAACGCAAAUACAGUCUGGUAAUCCACCUGUCCCUCCUCAACCAACCGUAUCCACUUCCAAUCCGUCUGCACCUGCCCUUGGUGCUCCUGAGGUUGUGCCUCAUGGCAUCGCUUCAACUUCUCCUAACCUCGUGGCAGAGGCGGCACCUAGUGGUGUAGAAGACGCCUCUGCUGCACUUCAAGCUCCUUCCACGCCCACCUUAUUUUUGUCUCCAACUUCUCAGCAGGACUACUCGGCCAUACAGCAGGGAUCUCCGACAGCCUUUGCACAGGCCUGCGCUCCACACCCUCCUAGCAAUCCUCCAAUUACAUCACAGUCUCAAGGUCAGGCAGGUCCUGUCAAAUCGGCUGCCCAGCCAAUAGCAGUACAACUACAAUCUAUACAUCCUCCGCCUGGAUCCCAACACCAAAACCCUCUUAUUAGUCCUCUCGUCACUGGUCAGGUGCUUCAGGUCAAUGCUCAGCAUAUACCUCGUGAGAUUCCUUCGAAUCUCGGAGCUGCAGGAGUUCACCCAACAAUUUUUCAAUUGUCGCAACCUCCAACAGCUGCAUCAUUUCCUGCUCUUCCUAUCGUUACGAGCUCGAUCCCCGUAGGUCUUGUAGAACAGCAACCUGCAUCGGUUACGACAGGUUUCCCCUACAUGACCCAACAACCCGCAUCAUAUUGCUCAGCUUCGGGUCUACCCUCAAAUUUCACUCUUCAGCAACCGCAACAACAACAAAAGAUGGGUGAUGAAAGACUGCAUGACAAGGAAAUAACUUCGGACGCGGAAGUCGUUGGCCAACCAGGAGGACCUAGUUCCGGUCUUCCAGAGGCUCUGUUGGUACCUGCCUUGGGUAUCGGCGGUAUCACAUCCGGCUACGCAUCCCUACCCGCACAGCAUUCAGCUAGUCAGCAACUCACCUCCAUCGCUAGCUCUCCUAUUCUCCUCGCCAAGGCUGCAGAGCAGCAGCGUGUGGCACCACCAGUUGGCCCCAAGCCAAAGCGAAAAAUGAGUCAAACAAAGCCAAUUGUAAGCCAGCAGCCGCUACGCUAUAUAAUCCGAAUAACCCGGUUGGAACGUGAGUCCGAAGGCUGUGAUGUACCAGGCACUCUGCGGCCGACUUUUUACCUCGAAAUGCCCGAUGUCAACAACCCUAAUAGUGAGCUGUGGAAGCUCAGCUUCCGCUGUAACCUCUCCGACACUACUGAUGACAUUAAGCUGUUUGAAGGUUGCGGCUACACACAAACGAAUGGAGAGGUGGAUCGGGCAAUAAAGGAAGCGGUGGCAGUGAUGCUGCGUGCUCUGCAGGUGGAUGAGAAUUCUAUUCCCCUCAAUCACGACUACGUCUUCUACCCACAACUCUCAUCCGAACUGAAAAACCUUUCCGAAUGCAUCGCACCAACCGCAACAGUGAAAACAGAGCCAACAAAUGACGAGAUCGGACAGUCGCCUUCCAUGCCACCUGCUGCCUCCGACCCGGCUGCUGCAUUCGGAUCGCUGCAUGAGGGAGAUUUAAGUGACACAACGUCGUCUGCUGGAUCACCAGUUGAAAAAAAUGUGCAGCCUGUAUCCACUGGGCUAGCGGGCAUGCACGCAACUCCAGAUUGUGCGUUUUCAUCUACCAACUCUCCCUACAUCAACCAGGUUGCUUCUAUCUCCUCCUACACAGGUCAUUCUGGUCUGGAGGAGGUUCCACCGAUCUUUACUGUAGGUCAAGCUGAAAAUGCCUAUCCUUCAAAAUCAAUCCCUUCAUUUCCGAUAAAUGUUGAUCCUCUGCGUUUCUAUCCGUCGGAGUCUGGAAAUCCGUACGACAGCACUGAGUCUCUCCCAAUUUAUAACAGCGCUGUUUAUGCCCACACUAUGGGCCCGUCAACCAAAGAACCCGAUGUCUUUACGACAUUGAAGGUGCCUGCUCAUGCUCAGUCGUUGGUUGCUCAAUUUGCACAUCACCUGUGCACUUGUCGCCGGAACGAUCCGCUCCUCGUCGUACCAAGUGACGCCAACACAACAGGUUACAUGUCCGUUCUAUCAGAAAACUGUUCCUUUCUCUGUUCAAGGAAUGGAAUCGGUGGUGGAUUCAGUGUUAUGCCUGUUCCUGCCUCCUCUUCUUUUCUGGAAGUCCAGAACAAGUCGCCUUCUUCCGCACAAGGACGGGUUAUCCGUGCACCUUAUAAUGGAUUCAUUGUGGUAAUGCCUGAUGGAGAAAUGCACUAUGUCCAACGUCCGUUGGUUAUUGUACCUGGAAAUUCUCAACGCCCUUUGUUGGAGCUUCCCCUAUUAAGUGCUGACGGGUCAUCGGUGCAACUCGACGAUAUCCUUGCCCUUCUGAUCAAUCUUCGGGAAGGCAUGGCGAACGCACCGACUUCGGCUCCUAUUCCAAGGGAACGUUCAGCCACUGAUGCUGCAUCACAACCUCAAAUUCGACAACAGGACGCAAAUUACUACAGUCUGCCGUAUGGAGCUGUGCCAAUGAGCUCCACCAGGGCUCCGACGCAGGCACCUCUUGUACCGGGACCCUCCACGUUCACGCGGCAGAUGGGCUUCAGACCUCCACCACUAUCAUUAACACAGCAGAUUCCGAUAAGAGUAGCAUCAAGCAAUUCGUCUUCAUUUGUCCACGGUGAUUUACUCGCUCCUGGGUCUGUAACUCGUGCACCCACUUCUUCACUGGAGUACUUACUUAACAAGCCACCAACACAAACCUCUCGGCAAUCGCAACAACUCUUUCAAGCUCCAGCAAUAGGUACCUCUGGACUAAGACUGGAUCAUGUAGCACAACAGAACCAACCAAAUCUGGAAUACGUAUCAACACUUCUAGCAGCGAAUCCGUCCUUGUUUCUUGCAACUGCGGCUGCAUUGAGUGCCAACAAUUCCACAAUACCUCAGCCGACGCCAUCUGGUCUGUCGAAUCUCCAAGCCCCGCCAGUGGAAUCACUGUGGAGCAAUCCUACCUGCGCCUCCUCAAAUUCAUUCUCACCUUCUGCUGCUUCUCUCUCAAACACAGAUACAAUGAAACAAAUCCUUUUCCGUACUGCACUGGAAAAUGCACAUCAACAGCAACAGCAGCAACAACAGCCCAUGUCAACUCCCUGUGCUACAACGAUUCCAUCCAUCUCAACUUUACCCACUGCUGUCAUUAGUGCCCCCGUUCACUCAGGGCUCAUUUCCUCUACUGAAGUGUUCGAUCCUAGCACAGGUCAUGGACAGCCAAUCUUACCAACUGCACCCACCACGCUGUACCAAUCAACCAGAUUUCCUCAGCCGCCUGUGGCAUCGGCUCAACCAGUAAUGGGAAUCGCCGGCGGUCAGCCACAAAUGUUUCAACAGCAACAGCACUCAGUCCCUGCUGCUGCUCCCCUAUCAUGCGCUAAUAGUGAGGUGCCUCAAGUGCAGCCAUCGACAGCGCCAAUAAUCGUUUCUUCAUCAGUACAACUCAUCAGACCAGCUGUCUCAAUGCCAACUGCAGUCUCUAAAUUUGUGGUUACACCGGCAGCACCAGUAUCGUCAAUUCAAACACCGAGAGAAAGCAUCGCUUCCACAUCUUCCUCGACGGGUCCGCCACCACCACCACCUCCACUGCCUUCCCCCUCAUUACAGGUCACAACUGUUGUUGGGAAUAGAUUCACGGUGGUAUCGCUGGAUUCGGGUGUAGCUCAACCGAAUCCAAUGGAAUCUCCACACGCUCCACUGCCGGCACCUCCUCCUCCACACACAACAGCUCAACAGCUGCCAUCGCAGGCCGCUCCAUCAGGCCCUGGUGUUUACAAGAAAAUUCCUCCGAAAUUCACUGUAUCACCGGUGGGGAGCGACACGACACCGUGCAAUGAUGGCACUCUGCCGUCACGCUCCACUUCUGAGGCCACACCGACCUUGGCUGCUCCAAACACCACCGACUCUGCCUCUAGCAUCAUUCCAAAUGCUACGCCUCACUCUUCCCCUCCGUCUGAAAAUGACCUGCCCUCAGAAUGCCCUCCUCCUCCCUCUACGCCUGCGAUGUCCAAUCAAAGCUCCGUUGUUGAGCCGUCACUCCCGCCCACUUCCCGUACUACCACUUUGCCCUAA
Hydatigera taeniaeformis is the source of this 6621-nucleotide messenger RNA. The record is from the annotation of a GenBank genome assembly. Lineage: Eukaryota; Metazoa; Platyhelminthes; Cestoda; Cyclophyllidea; Taeniidae.